Molecule: messenger RNA, 1352 nt
Organism: Daldinia vernicosa
Lineage: Eukaryota; Fungi; Ascomycota; Sordariomycetes; Xylariales; Hypoxylaceae
Exons: 2
Coding region: 367-1137 (256 amino acids)
Source: RefSeq, a predicted model, not a curated record
GAAGGCGGCUACGAUAAACGAAGAGUCUUUCAUGCUGUAAGUCUCAGGUGUGGCUAGUAAGGCUAGAUACAAGGGACUGUGGCUUUAAUAGUGACAAUCUGUUCCCAUUAUUCGUUUUCCCUUAUGUGGAGCUUUAUGAUAAACCACUAUCCUAAGUGCCAUCUCUAACAUAUUAGAAAAUAUAUCAAGAGCUAUUCAUUCCUAGUCGCAUUCUUAAUCCAUCAGAAUUAGAAUUACGGACUAUUGACAUACUUCCAUAAUAACUUGUGGCGACCUUUCCAUGAGUUCGUUUAUUACUAAAAUUCCUACCGCAAAUUUCUACAUGGCAAUUCUAUUCAUGCAGGUGUCCCUCAUAUUGAUUGCUCCAUGGCCUCAACAGUGAUAGAUAGUCUCGAGAAAGCAGCCGAGCCUGACGAAAAAUGGACCCGGGUUCGUCACAAGGGACGGCGCCGACCUAAAGCAUGUCACUCUGUCGCCCCUUCGUACAUUGCUGGAGGUGUCUCUAACUCGGUGCGGCCGUCGUCCUUAUCGGUUCCCGCCAUCAUGGAGGAGCACAAGCGUAUCAAGUACCAAUGGGAAACUUCGGCAUGCUAUCAUGGGCUGCAAGAAAUAUUCGAAUCGCGCAUGUCCCCUUCUAACAUUUCCGACGCUAUCUGCUUUGGCACAGGAUCGUUCGACCCCGAAGAUAGCUCCUGGGAGAUGAAGCGAAAGGCGCAUAUACAACUAGCCGCUUUUCUUUUCAUCGUUGAGCAACUUCAGCGUAAUAGUUCGCAUACGAUUCGAUGUAUCUUCCAGGAGCCUAUUUUCAACACGUCCGAUAAGGCGUUUAUUCGCGCUUUAGGCCACGAAGUGGUUGACUCCCCUACGGGGUUCGAACUAGUCAGCCCAACAACACUAGUGUUUGGCAUUCACUUGUACAGGGACGUUUAUGCCCAAAUUAUCGGCAAGUGUCUCCCUGCCAUGUUCAUUGGGACGCCACAAGAAGUAUGGGAAGAAUGCUACGGCUCUGACCCUUUGGACUGGGUUGAGCUGAAUGAGCUGAAUAAAAGAUGCGACAAGGUUAAGUUUCCUGAGGACACAGGAUAUACCACCUUCUCGAGUACCACAAUUCACCGGAGAAGAUGUAAUGAGACAUGAGCCUCACACCAGAAUGCAUCUUCAUGAUUACGAUAUAUUAGUGCAUCCUUGAUUCCGGACCCAUUGGCGGAAACCAGACCGGAAUCAUAUUCGAUGUUAUCGCCUAUUCAUAAGACCUCAGUAUAGGAUCUUCAAGUGGGUAAUAGCAAUUCCAGUCGGAUUUAUAUAAAGCCCGAGUGCCAGAAUCUCCCUGAAGAGACAACUCUAUUAAGAAA